Molecule: messenger RNA, 490 nt
Organism: Exophiala oligosperma
Lineage: Eukaryota; Fungi; Ascomycota; Eurotiomycetes; Chaetothyriales; Herpotrichiellaceae
Exons: 3
Coding region: 122-490 (122 amino acids)
Source: RefSeq, a predicted model, not a curated record
GGCACCUUUCCACAUCUCACGACCUCUGAAACCACCUCUUCGUACAGUGACACUUCUCACUCGAUACUCCAAACCAAACCAAGCCUACCCAAAACCAAAUCUAUCUUACAUUACCGUCAGAAUGUUCGGCUUCGACGACGCUAGACAAUCUCACCAAGAGGUCUAUGGUAACGGAGGCUACGACAAUCAGGCCAAAUUCUCUCACGAACUCAUCGCAGGCGGUGCUGCCUUUGAGGGUAUGAAGUUGUUCGAGGACCGUCAACGCAAAGAGGGCAAGCCCGUCUCCCAUUCCUUUGCCAAGGAACUUCUCGCCGGAUUCGUUGGAGGAGAAGUUGACAAGCUCGCCGAGACCAAGGGAAUGAACGAGUAUGAUGCCUACGAGGCUAAGAAGAGAGCCAGAGAACAUGCCGAAAACAUGUAUGAUCAGCACUACGGCGGCAUGGACCAGUACAACCCUGACCAGCGUGAUGCUCCCAACUUCAACUACUAG